UAAAAUUAUUUUUUUAUUCUUCCCAAAUGCAAAAUUUUCGAAGUGGUGCUAAAGCGAAUUUUCUCAUGAAUUUUCCUGUCUUGUAACGGUUGAAUCGUUCCUACCAUAGAGCACAGUAAAUAAAAAACUAGUUUUAAUAUAAAAACGACAAGCUAUUCAGAAUUUUAGUCAUAUGGUGAUGCAUUUUGAGUGUUUGUAUUAUUAUAUAGAAGUUUAGCAGUAUUACGUUUUUCUUAAUUUAAGACAUUUUGCAGAACGUCUCAAUGGAAAUGAAAUGUCCCGGCGUGACAUCUGGCGCGCGCAGAUGAGCAGAUGAAGUGAGCUGCGACGACCCCCUCAGCAUGUCCGCCCCCGAGCACGAGAUCCGGGCGGCAGCCGAAUCGCUGCUGGGCAGUUCCUCCAGCUACCAGCAGAGACCCUCCCCCAGUUCGAACCUCGGGUACAGCGUCAACAGCCGCCCCGACUUCUUGCUGCCUGCCGACCUGGUGACCGGCUCGCGCCAGAGCGGGCGCAUGUCCGUGGUGCGCCGCUUCUUCUGCCUGUUCGUCACCUUCGACUUCCUCUUCACCGGCCUCAUGUGGCUCGUCUGCAUCAUGCUGGUUGGUGGGAACAUGGUGGACACACUGUCGCAGGAGAUCGUUCGCUACAACAUCCACACGUCGCUGUUCGACGUGGUGCUCGCUGCGGCCAGUCGCUUCACGGUGCUGCUGCUUUUCUACGGGCUCGUCUACAUCAACCACUGGUGCAUCAUCGCGUUGUCGACUGCGGGUACAUGCUUGUUCCUCAUCGCCAAGGUGUACCUGUACAAUUGGUCGGAGGCCUCCCAGCCCGUGUUCCACGUGCUGCUGAUCCUGGUGUCGUUCGUGAUCGCGUGGGGCGAGGCCUGGUUCCUGGACUUCCGGGUGCUGCCCCAGGAGCAGCAGGCUCAGCGCUUCCUGCAAGGCGUGUUGUUUCAGCCGAUAGACGAGCGCACGGACAUCAUGUACAUGGUGGCGGCCGGCGGGGCGGGCGGGCUGGUGCAGAGCCGGGACUUCGUGAACCUGCGGCACUGGAGCCUGCGAGGGGACUGCUACGUGGCGGCCGCCGUGUCCGUCACGCACCCCGAUGCCCCCUCGGGCGACAAGCACAUCAGGGGCGAGAACGGGGCCAGCUGCUGGGUGAUCCGGCCGGCGGCAGGUGGCGGCGGGGGCCAGUCCGAGGUGCAGUGGCUGCUCAACACGAACCUGCACGGCUGGAUCCCGCAGUCCGUGGUGGACACGGGCCUCGUGGCCGCGAUGCUGGACUACACCGCGCACCUCUGCAAGCACGUCGCGCGGAUGGCGGGCGAGACGUCCUGACGCCUGCCGCACUCCGUCUAGUCGGCUCGUGAUACGGCCACCGCCAGCCUCCGUUACCGGACAUUGAUUGUAUUGUAGACAUACGUAGUGAGUCUGGAUUCAACAAACUUCGGCUGCAGGCUCAUAAUGAGAAAAUUAGUUGAAAACGUACCUGAAUUAUGCUUUAAAGUGCUUCCCAAGGUUGAAGUUGGAGCUGAAACAAAAAAUUUUAAUUUAAAAAAAUUAAGUAUUUAAGAUGGAACAUUGAGCGUCUGGAUUAUGUUUAACUGAAUGAAGUUCUACGACCACUGCGAAUUUUGUCACAGUCACGAAAUUAUUUUGUUAAAAAAAAAUGGUAAACUUUCAUUAUUCGCAUAAUUUUGUGAUGGUUGUAGAACUUCAUUCAGUUAAACAUAAUCCAGAUGCUCAGCGUUGUUCAACUUCAGCUCAGCCUUGGGAACCGCUGCUUUAGAGCAUAAGAUGUAUAUGUUUUAAACUUUUUUUUUUUUUUGUAAUGAGCCUGCAGCCGAAGCUUGUUGAUCGUAUUCACUCGUCCUGUAUAUUGGAAACGCCUUUUUAUUCGUCUUGAAUUUUAAUCAUGUUUCCGUAGGGUAAACAGAGGUGUCCAAUAGGACCAGUGGGCCAAAUAAGGCCCUGCGGUGUUAUUUCUACGGCCAGCACAUCCGAUGGUUUUUUUAAAAGAAAGCCUUGACAAGUUCAUUUUUAAUUUGAUCAGCUCAGUGAUGCAAGUUGCACAUGAACAGUUAAUCCUAUUCUUCCAUCGCUUCUUAAUUUGUUUACAUGGAUAUGCAGCAGUGGAGAGAAGUUUCUCUUUCAACAAAGAUGUUUUGGUUGAAAAUCUUCAAGAGAAAUCUCUUGUAGCUCAAAGAUUGGUUCAUGACCAUAUCUUUUCACUUCCAGGUAUUUUAACUUUAGACUAAUAUGUUUUGGACAUGAGAGCUCUUACAACUCUGAUUGUGUAAUAUUGCAGUACCAUUAAUAUAUUGUACUCAACUAUUUUGUGUAUUGGUUUAUUUGUUUUUUCGUAAGGUGUUCCUUUUCUCUUAUCAAAUAACAAAAAAAAAUUAUUUUGGAAUUUCGCAAUGCCUCCGCAAGAAGAAAGGAAGAACUAAGAAUGAGAAAGAACGAACAAACAGUAUGAGGUUUUAAAUGCAAGAAAAAGAGCAACACACAAAAUCAAGUUUCUUGAAAAGAAAAGGGAAAAAUUGCUUAGAGAAAAAAGGAGAAUCAUUAGAAAUAGAGUUGGACGUGAAAAAACUUAAGUAAAGUGUUUGAACUGUUUUUUUUUUUUUUUGUGCCACUAAUUAUACUAAUGUAAAUUAUUUAAGAUAUAUAAAACCUUAAAAAAAAUUUUGUGUACCCUAUUAAAAACAUUUAAUGUAUAAUGCUUAAAAUUUCAGGCCGUAAGGAAUUUUUUGAAGGGCCCCAAAAGUCACUGAUUUUUGCUGUUGGAACCUGGUAGGCACCCUGUAAAAGUAAACAUUUAUAGCAGAACAACAGAUAAUGGCGUUAACAAUUCUGUACUAAUAAAUGCUACUUGUCACAAAGAUUAAUUUUUUUUUUUUAAUUUGGUAGUUUGGUAAGGUUCAUAAUUUUAUAACCUUCUCUUUUAGCUUUUUUUUAUUAAAAAUAAUAAAACUUUUGUUAAUUAUUCCCAUGGUUAUGAUAGGUUGCACAGUCACUGGCUGUCAAGUUAUUAAAAUUCUGUUGCUUCCUCCACGGCUGAUGCAGAUAAGGUUGAAAUUUCCCUCGACUGAUUUUCUGGCUGAUGUCACCAAUGGGAACAUUGUGAAUGCUUUAAACAUCCCUCAGUUUGAUUGUAUUGGACAGUCGUGGUGUAUAACAAUGCAAAAAAAAAUUGCUUGAGUGUUGACAAGUAACUUGUUGUACCUGUUGUCUAUCUACUAUUUUGCUUCAGGAGAAAGGUAUUUGAUUACUCACUGAACAUUCCAAAAAUUACAUGUACAUGUCUUUCAUUUCAAUAUCUUUUCUAUCUGUUUCAAUGAAGUAUAUAUUGUCAUGUAGUGCAGGUAUUGUGGGUAUCUGAUGCUACCCUGAAAAAGUGAUACAUUCUGAAGAUUAUGAUGUUUUAAGGUUAUGUGUUAUUGAUGUGUAUCUUACCUCACUUUCAAGUCACUGAGAUUUUUAACUGAACCUGUGGUUAGUGAAUAAAUUAUGAAUUACUGUAAUAUCAAUGAAAAAUCUGUAAAUGUGCUGAAAAUGUAAUUUUCCAACUUGUAUUGCAUUUACACGUUUUUCCCCUAAUUUUUUCUCUGAUUUUGCGAGUGUUAAUUAUGUGUUUAAUAAUUGACAACUUCAGCUGUAUACUGUUAAGUUUUUUUUUUUCUAUUUAAAUAAUUUUUAUAAGCAUAUAUUUUGUUCAGUGAAACUGGAUUUUGGAUCAUCCAAUGUUUCCUGUAAUUAUCUGUGCUUGGGAUCUUAUCUUUCUUUGGGGUUGAUGUCUGAAGAUGAAUUGAAUGUGUUAUUUUAAAAUGUAUAUUUGUGGCCAGUUAUUAGUGAUAGAUUUUUUUUAUUUCAUGUUUUUGCUCUAGUAUGUGACUUAAACAUGAUGUGUAAGAUAAUUGUAAUAAGAUGUUUUGCAUUUUUACCACUUUUUUUAUUUUAAAUAUUUUACUGUAUAUUUUGCAGAUAUUUUAAAUAUUUACAAUUUUAGUGUAUUUGCUGCUAACCAUACAUGUCAUGUACGUUGCUUCCUUAUACAGCUUCAUUAUUAUGUUAUCUUCCUUAUGCAUCUUCACUAUUACUUUAUCUCUCUUUGAUUGGUUUAUCAGUAUGAGUAUGACAAUGAAUAUAAUCAUUAAUGUAUUAUUGUUACUUUGGAAUUUUAUAUUUUAAGUGUCUUUUAAUGUCACAGAUAUUUUUAUGCCUUCAUAUAAAGAAGUAAUGUUCAUUAAUAGCUGAAAGAGUUGGUAUGUUUUUAAGUUGUAUGUGUUUAUUUUCGAAAAGGCACCUGUAAUUCUUUUUGUCUGAGCAGGCAGUAGGCUGUUUUGCAGUGGCGUUCGCUAGCAUUUUGUUGUCUGUCUUGAGUACUAGGUGCAUCAUGGGUUUAUUUGCAAAUUUAAAUAUACUUGGUAGUGGUGCAGCUGAAUCUAUAUUUCCGUUCUCGCUGGUGAGAGGGUACGAACUGCACUGAAUGUGUAAGAAUGUGGAAUUUAUAUCCUGUUUUAAGUUUUAAUCUGCUGUGUUCCAAGAAGUAAUGAUAUCUAUGGUAUAAGGGUAGCAAAUAUCUUGACUGCGUGCAAGCAGAAAAUGGAAUAAAAUCGCAAAUCCAGAGGGUUGAAGGGAACAGACAAUCCAGACAAUACUACCUGAAUAAUGUUCGGAGAUUAUGAUGUCUUUAAAUUAAUUCAGUCAUAGUUUAUACUGUUUUAAUUUCUAAACCUUGUAAAUAUUUUUAAAAAAAUUAUUUUGGCACAUUUUUAAUUAAUUUCAGUAGUAAAAAUGUGAAAAACAGUUUUGAAAAAUUUACAUCCGAUGCAACCUCUUAGCCUUCAUUUUUUUCCUCUGGGAAUUUUUUUGUUUCAGGUAUGUAUGCAUCUUGCAAUUGUAAGCUGUUAAUUUAAAGCGGGUCAGGUCAUUCAAAUAUGUUUUACGAUAUUUUCCCAUGAUGCUGUGAACUGUUUUUGCUGUUGAAGUUUGUAACUUGCCUCUUCCUGUGAUCUCAUUCUGUUUUAUAUUUGGUACAGUGAUGUAGUCGUUAGAACAGACUUGCUAGUAAUUAAAUACAGUCAAACCUCUCUAUCAAACUCGCAUGUAUCGAUUGUCCGUGUUUAUCGUAUGCUUUCUACGGUCCCGGCAAAAUUGCCAUACAACUAAGGUUAAAAAAGUCCGCUUGUACCGAUGUUCGAAUUAUCGUUUUGUCCGCAUUGAUCGUACAAAAUAUGUGGUCCCGUCACUAUAAAUUAUAAUAGAUGAUCGUUUAACCAUAAAGAUUUUGCAGAAAUAACCAUUUCUUAGAAAGAAACCGUCAUAAAAACGGUAACGAUAGUAUACAGUAGUAAAAAUCACCUUAAAUCUGCAGCCAAGUAAUGGAGCACGUAAAUAUGAAGAAAAGACAAAUGAACAACAACUUGCGAAGAAAUAUGGAUGAUGUACUAUAACUACAGUACAAACCCAAUUGUUAUCCUAAGAUAUUUACCAUAAAAAGAACUAAAGAUUCUUUGUAGAUACCAUAAUUACUACAGAAGCACGAUAGCUACCACAUUUGCACUACAGUUACCGUAACAACCGAGAUGUAUAUUUACCGUGACGGUAAUGUAUUUAUUUAUGACAUAUUAAAAUUAAAGAACAUUAUUGAAAAAAAGGAUGUUAAAUUUUUAUAUGUACGUUUGGCACAUGUUGCGAAGAAAUAAUGCGAUCUGAAAGAAUGCAGUACUACUACGAAAAGUGAAAAGUGUAUUCGUGGAUUUUUAGGUUAUGGAAGUCUCUCGUUUUUCAGUAAUAUCGGCCGAAAAUUAACAAGCGUAUCGGAAGUCGGCAGAAAUGCCGAUUCAACUAAAUAUUGGCAAAAUCGGCUUCUUCAGUACAGCUCUACAUUUGAUGACAUGAGUAAACAUAUUUCAGACUACAGGAUAUUGAAAAAGACUUUAAUUUCCAUGUAGAUUUAUUGUGCGUGUGUUUUUUUUUUUUGCAAGUGUAAAUUGAAUUAAGUAAAAUACUUCCAUUUUUAUUUAUUUUUCAACUGAUUAACUUUAAUGACAAGUAACUGAUAUAUUUCUGACACUAAUUUUGAGGUUGAAAUAUUUUUUUAAAAAUUCUUAGAGUGAAGUCCACAUCUAUUGAAUGUCCGCAUCUACUGAAUUUUUUUGUUGGUCCCCUGAAAAACAAUAGAUAGAGGUUUGACUGUAUACUGUAGAUGUUACCAGUUGAUUGGUUAAGACUGCUUUUUCAUGGACUACAAAGAAAGGAUGCAGGUCGGAGAAUGGGCUUGGAAUAUUUUCAGAAUUAUGAAAGAAACGUUUAACACACAACUUUCAAGUAUUUAAGUAAACAUUAAUGUACCCUCGGAAAUAAUACAAUACAGGCGCUCAGGAGAGUCAAUCACCCUGCCGGCCUCUAGGAAGCUACGCUAAAGCUUAAUUUUUCACUUUUAUAAUGUGAAAUGUUAAAUUUAAAACUUGAACGGUGGUGGUAAAAUUGGCUUUGUGCUCAAAGGGGAGGAAAACUAUUAAUCAUGAAUAUCUUUGUACACAGUGAGGAUAAACAAAGUAUAUUUCGGGAGUCUUGAAACUCAAAAUAUGUAGUAAUUAUAUGUAUAUUAAAGCAUUAUUGUAUUCUCUUUUAGUUGUAUUUUACACUUUGGUGUAAAACAUUUUAUUGGCUGGUUGCCCUGCAUUGUUCGUGUAAGAGCAGUCUUUAUUAGUUAUAUCAGAGCUGUUCGCGCGAUGUAAACUAUAUAUAUGCUUAGAAUACUUUAAGGUUAACAUGCUUUAUAUUACAGCAUUCCUUUCGGAAAAUAGUCUGCCAGUAAUGAAAAGUGCCUAACCAGUAUUGUGUGAAAAAAAAUGUCUUGCAUUGAAAUCUGUGAAUGAUUGGUGUGAUGUUCUCAGCUCAGAAGUUGUGCUUCGAGAAGAUGAGAUUCACAGGUGUGUGGCAGUGAUAUUUUUUAACCUAGUCUUAUUAAGGAGAAGCAUACUUGUUUGUAAAGUUUUACUUAUUGAUGUUGCGCAGAUAGAUGCAUGUAACAAGAUUUUUUUAACAAAUAUAUAUACCAAUAGAGAAAAAAAAAAUUAUUUUGUUGUUCAUGGGCACUAAAUAUAAUGUAGAAUUUUUUAAAAUAAUGAUGAGCAUGAUAAAUAUGCAAAAAUUAUCCCUUUUAAGGAAAAACUGUAACUGUAAUUUUGUAACCUUAAAACUAUGUAAUAUUCACAAAAAAUUGUAAAUAACCAUAUACCUGGUUCAUAAAAAAAAAUACCUUUCAGCACAGCCUACAGGCAUGGGUAGAUUUUAGGUAUGCACCUAUUUAUUCUGGAAAUAUUUUGGAAACGUCUAUAAACAUUUAGAACAUUUUAAGAACUUAAUUUACAUAUAUUUAUGUUCUCCAACAUUACAAAAUAAUUGACCAAAUAUUUGCUCGCUUUCCAUGCAGUGAAAAUAUUACGAAUAUUAAUUUGAUGUACGUAUCUAGCAGUGAAUAGCUUAAAAUGAAUAAAUUUUAUGUUACGUGCCAACU
This is a messenger RNA of Bacillus rossius redtenbacheri, 7530 nucleotides long. RefSeq names its product steroidogenic acute regulatory protein-like (gene Start1). Bases 342 to 1337 code for a protein of 331 amino acids. Gene Ontology annotation, cellular component: late endosome membrane; endoplasmic reticulum membrane; lysosomal membrane. The transcript has 9 exons. Gene Ontology annotation, molecular function: lipid binding. The record is from RefSeq and is a predicted model, not a curated record. NCBI's taxonomy places the organism in Eukaryota, Metazoa, Arthropoda, Insecta, Phasmatodea, Bacillidae.